Messenger RNA from Rattus norvegicus (Norway rat), 4086 nucleotides. NCBI's taxonomy places the organism in Eukaryota, Metazoa, Chordata, Mammalia, Rodentia, Muridae. The record is from RefSeq and is a predicted model, not a curated record.
CUGUGGUGAAGGGGACUAACUCCAGUCUUUAAGCUUGCAUGGCAAACACCUCACCGGCUGAGGUCUCCUCAGCCCCUAAAACCUACUUUAAUUGGAUUGAUAGGUUCCGUUUCUGACCAAACUAGAAGAAGCCCACUAAGGUCUAUGUCCCACUUUUUAUUGCUAAAACAUCUGGCGAAAUGUAACAGCAAAGAAGUCAAUGGCAGCCGUGGAUUGGACAGGGAACCCCAACGUUGAAGAGAGGCCAGUGCAUGGUGUGAGUUUGUCAAAGAUGAAAGGGAUUUUAUCAACUGUGGAUACUUGUGAGAGCUCCUUCACACCUCUAGUGGUCAUAGAGCUCGCCCAGGAUGUCAAAGAAGAAACCAAAGAAUGGCUCAAAAGCAGAAUCAUUUCCCCAAAGAAAGAUGGAGGUGCCCAGCUGUUGUUUAGACCACUGCUAAAUAAGUAUGAGAAAGAAACUCUAGAAAACCAGAAUUUAUACCUUGUUGGUGCCUCGAACAUCCGACUGUUGCUGGGGGCAGAAGCAGUAGGCCUGGUGAAGGAAUGUACAGAUGGCGCCAUGCGGGCCUUCACCUACAGAACCCGCCACAACUUUAAAGGUUUCCACGGUAACAAUGAUGACUUCCUCACCAUGGCUGAGUGUCAGUUCAUUAUCAAACACGAACUUGAGAAUCUUAGAGCCAGAGACGAGAAGAUGAUCCCCGGCUACCCGCAGGCCAAAUUGUACCCCGGGAAGUCACUGAUGAGGAGAUUGCUCACAUCUGGCAUCGUGACCCAGGUGUUUCCACUGCAUGACACGGAGGCCCUGAAGAAGCUUGAGGACACCUGGUACACUCGGUUUGCUCUGAAGUAUCAGCCCAUAGAUAGCAUUCGUGGCUACUUCGGGGAGACAAUCGCCCUGUACUUUGGGUUCCUGGAGUACUUUACCUUUGCCUUAAUUCCCAUGGCCGUCAUUGGGCUGCCCUACUACCUGUUCGUGUGGGAAGACUACGACAAGUAUGUCAUCUUUGCCUCGUUCAACCUCAUCUGGUCCACAGUGAUCCUGGAGGUGUGGAAGCGUGGCUGUGCCAACAUGACCUAUCGCUGGGGGACACUGGUCAUGAAGAGGCAGUUUGAGGAACCCCGGCCAGGGUUUCAUGGAGUCCUUGGCAUCAAUUCAGUCACUGGCAGGGAGGAGCCCGUCUACUCCAGCUACAAGAGGCAACUGCGUACCUACCUGGUCUCUCUGCCAUUUGUGUGCCUCUGCCUCUACUUCUCCCUCUAUGUCAUGAUGAUCUACUUUGACAUGGAGGACUGGGCCUUGAGUCUCCAUGAGGACAGUGGGUCUGAGUGGACCAGCCUCCUGCUGUACGUGCCCAGUAUUGUUUAUGCCAUUGUGAUCGAGAUCAUGAACCGUCUCUAUCGAUAUGCUGCUGAGUUCCUAACGUCUUGGGAGAAUCACAGACUGGAAUCUGCCUACCAGAAUCAUCUUGUUCUGAAAGUGUUGGUGUUCAACUUUCUGAAUUGCUUCGCCUCGCUCUUCUACAUUGCUUUUGUCCUGAAGGACAUGAAGCUUCUGCGCCAGAGCUUGGCCACACUCCUGAUCACCUCCCAGAUCCUGAACCAAGUUGUAGAAUCUCUCCUUCCUUACUGGCUCCAGCGGAAGUACUGUGCGCGGGUGAAGAGGAAAGUGCGGGCAUUGAAGUCGGAUGUUGACACGACCUUGUAUGAGCAAGUCCUCCUGGAGAAGGAAAUGGGCACUUACCUGGGGACCUUUGAUGAUUACUUGGAGUUGUUCCUGCAAUUUGGCUACGUGAGCCUUUUCUCUUGCGUUUACCCGUUAGCAGCUGCUUUUGCUGUGUUAAACAACUUCACGGAAGUCAACUCAGAUGCCUUGAAAAUGUGUAGGGUCUUCAAACGACCGUUCUCAGAGCCUUCGGCCAGUAUUGGCGUGUGGCAGUUGGCUUUUGAAACAAUGAGUGUUAUAUCUGUGGUCACUAACUGUGCUCUGAUCGGAAUGUCACCACAAGUGAAUGCAGUCUUUCCAGAAUCCAAAACAGACCUUGUUCUGAUCGUGGUGGCUGUGGAGCACGCACUCUUGGCUUUGAAGUUCAUACUUGCCUUUGCCAUCCCUGAUAAACCACGCCACAUCCAGAUGAAACUGGCCAGGCUGGAAUUCGAGUCUUUGGAGGCACUCAAGCAGCAGACACUCUAGGUCAGAGUUGCUAAAGAGAAACUGGAGAGCUGGUAACCUUGGGAUGCCCUUCAGCUAGGACCACCCAACUCAAUUAGGAAUCUCCAGCAAGGGACCAGCCACAGAGGGAGGCAAAAGUCACAAAGGGGUAAUCUUGACUCAGCUAACUGGGCCACUAGGCUCCACUGUUCAUAGCCCUCCUCUAGGGCAAGCUCAGGUAAGACAACCUGUGUUCCUUGACCAUCCCCCUACCCUGCCACAGCAGAGCAACAUGGCCCUGAUACCCCAGACACCACCAGAAUCUUAGGACUAUCCUGACCCAGGCAGGCUUCAGGAGAGCCAGCCUGGCAGAUUCUGAGCUGACCUUGGGCCUAAAAGAGUGGCACUGGGGAUACCUCCAUGGCUAUAGCAAUUACAAGGUUAAAUAGGGACAAUGGUCACUUGGGGUGUGGUCAUUCUGAGAAGAAAUUCCAUUUGCCUUGAGCUCCAUUCCAGAAGAGUCUCCUUCCAGGAGAGCCAUGGACUCCUGCGUGUCCUGUGACUGUUUGUCCUGUCAUCUGCACCAUGACAGCUGCAUAUACACAAGGAGCAGCUUGUACCUCACAGGACCCUCGGAAGCUACCCGGUUCUCUCCCUGCCUGAAAAGCAGGGUCUGCUUAGAUCCAACACUUCUGCAAAUCAAGUCUUCUAUUUCCUGUGUUACUUGUCAGUCAGGAGAUGAAUGUUUAUACCUGAAAGUUUCAUAGUUGUUCAGGGACAUCAGCUGCCAGGGUCGUGGUGAAUCUGGGCUGCAGUUUCCUUGAGUUUCCUUGACUGGGGCAGUUCCACCCCAGUAGCCACAGGCCUGAAGGGCUGUCUGUGACAGACGAGGGUCUCACCUUGGGGAAGGUGCACCAGAUGUUGGGACUUGUUUCCUAGUCUACUUGACUAAUUCAAACCAACUGCGCCAUUCUGCUGGGGACACAUAGCUGUGGGGCCCUGGGGCCAUCUACCCAGUGCCCCAGGCCCUUGCACAAAAAUAUGCCCUGCUCUGGCCAACUGGUCACCCCAUUCUACCUCCUCCUCCUCCAUUAAAAGCUACCCUGGCUCCAUGUAGAAUGUAGAAUAGGGCUAGACUCCACAGCCGUCCCUGAGUCACGUGAAGGAAAAUGGAGCUGGCUAUGAGGCACAGUAGGCUGAGAUGCAUUACACCUCAGAUCUGUCAGAGCAGAGAUGGGCUCCCUUCAUGGCCUCGGGAGGGGCCUUUCUGCCUGUGUGACCCGUGGGCCCUGAGGGCAUAGCCUGGUACGUGCAGCCUGGUCCUGUUUGCUUUUCAUAGGUGAACAGCCAUUGUUGCAAACCUCUGCUCUAAGUCUCAUUCCAGACUAUGUAUUCAGAGGGAGCCAUGCUCUCUGGUGGCACUGGAAGACAUGGCUGCGAUCUGCAGUACUGGGGGAGGGAGGAACACUUGAAUCUUCUCCAACUCUUCUCAGCUGGGUCCCACGGCGUUCCCCUGGGAGGAUACGGGCUCUACGGAGGGUGGCACAAUGCCUCUGGGGCAGCAAUUGAGGAAGGCAGCAGACACAUCUCUGCACAGCUGGGGUGCCUAGGUUCACAAGGCCAAAUUUUCCAGUCACUCGUCUCCUGGGGCAUCAUAAAGACUUGGUCUUACUUUGGUGCCCUGACUUUGCUGGGGUCCUGCCCUCCUACUCCAUCCAGGGAAAAGCCAGAGGCUCGUCAGGCCCCAGUGUUCUGGGUUCACAGCAGCAUCUCUACCUGUAAUAAUCAUUCUCUCCAAGCAGGUAAGGAACCCAGGAAGGAAGCUUUGGGCAGUGGCCUAGGGAAUCUCCUUCCUGGGGUCCCGUCCUCUGCCCAGUGUCUGCAGAACAGUGCCUCUGCUGAGCCAGUACCAGCGCAGAUUCUCGGGGUUCACC